Aedes aegypti (yellow fever mosquito) is the source of this 1311-nucleotide messenger RNA. Its product is annotated as dehydrogenase/reductase SDR family member 7. The transcript is spliced from 5 exons. Bases 223 to 1203 code for a protein of 326 amino acids. Lineage: Eukaryota; Metazoa; Arthropoda; Insecta; Diptera; Culicidae. The record is from RefSeq and is a predicted model, not a curated record. Gene Ontology annotation, molecular function: oxidoreductase activity.
GAAGAAAGCAGAACUUCUGUAGUCAAUCGUUCUGUCCCCGAACAAGUUUGUUGUUUUCCCAUUCGACGAUUGAAUAUAACACAUAUUUACGCAUUGCUUAUCCCGGUCAAUGCUGAAAACUGAACGUUUUGAAUCCCUCAGUUUGCUACAGAACGUUGGCGGUUGCAGAUAACUGUGCGACUGUGUCUAAUCGGGCUUUUAUUGCUUCUCGAUCGGGACAAAAUGUUUCUAUUUUCGUUGAUUGGAUUAUGUGUUGUUAUCUAUUAUGUAAUACAGUUAUUCGUGUUCUAUUUUUUGGACUGUGAUCUGGAGUUAUAUGUGUUGUCCAAAUUUGGCAAACCUGUUGAAUCCCUGCGAGGAAAGGUAGUAUGGAUUACUGGAGCAUCCAGUGGCAUCGGCCGUGAUUUGUCGAUUAAUUUGGCGAAACAUGGCGUGCGGCUUUGUCUCUCAUCUCGCAAACUGUCGGAGUUGAUGAAAGUCAAACAGGACUGUUUGCAGGCUUCGCGAGGAUACCUGCACAGUAACGACAUUUUCGUGAUGCAGAUGGAUAUGCUCGAGAUCGACAACCAUCAGAAAUACUUCGAUUCGGUUAUCGAUCACUUCAAAACGCUGGACAUUCUGGUGAACAAUGCUGGACGGUCUCAGCGCGCGGAAUGGAACACCAUUCAGCUGAAAGUCGAUCGGGAACUGUUCGAGCUGGACGUUUUUGCCGUUGUCAACCUGUCCCGGAUGGCGUUGAAUUACUUCGUGAGAAAUGGAGUGCAGGGUCACAUUGCCGUGACAAGCAGUAUCACGGGACUGGUCGCGUUCCCCAACUCGGCAACCUACACGGCGGCCAAGCAUGCGUUACACGGAUAUUUUGAAACUCUUCAGAAUGAGUCAUUUGGCAUCGAUGUGACCAUUUUCUGCCCUGGACCAACGGCUACCAAUUUUCUCCAGGAAUGUUUCACCAAUACGCCUGGAGAGAAAUUCAACAAACCAGUCAACGCCGAUGAUCGCCGCCUUACCAGUGAACGGUGCGCCGAACUGUAUGCCAUUUCCUUGGCUAAUAAAACCCCUCUCAGCUGGGCCGGUACUCGUCCGAUGAACUUCAUUUACUACAUCGGAUGCUACUAUCCCAACGUGAAGCGAUUAUUGAUCAAUACCCUAGGCAUCGCUAAUAUCGAUAAUUUGAGAAACGGUCGUCCACUUGGUAGUAAUUAGGUCUUAGUUUAUUUUAUUUUAUUGUAACUUUCUGCUUUUAGAAAAUAACAUGUCUCAAGUUUAUACAUCGUUUUUCAAGUAAAACCAAUAAAAAUAGACAACAUGCUA